Messenger RNA from Colletotrichum higginsianum IMI 349063, 693 nucleotides. RefSeq lists its product as uncharacterized. The record is from RefSeq and is a predicted model, not a curated record. Lineage: Eukaryota; Fungi; Ascomycota; Sordariomycetes; Glomerellales; Glomerellaceae. The transcript is spliced from 4 exons. The coding region runs from base 1 to 693 and encodes 230 amino acids.
AUGUCAGCAAUACCCCGACCGGUGGCUGGCUCCAAGAAGGUGGGACUUACUAUGAACACGUACGCCAUCUUAUGGCGAGACUCGACUUUGUAUUGCUUGCGACCUGCGUUCGAUCUGAUACGCGCUGGUUUGUGCCGGCCUCUGGAAGCCUUCCGGUGCCGUGGCUACCAGUCACAACGUGAGAUCGCUAUGGAAGCUUGCGCCGGGCUUCGUUGUACCAGGACACAGCGAAGCGUAUCGCUCUUAGUGGACCGGGACCAGUCCAGCUCGGUCUUCCUAGUCUACCCUGGAUCGGCUGUGCUAGCCCCCCCUCCCCCCGGCAUCGAUUCCAAACAAAGUCGACCCCAAUGUUGCUCCCCGUCCGAAGAAGCAGCAGCAGCCGCCAACAACGCAGCACAAAGUCAAGAGUCCGAGGUUAUGGAGUGUUCCUCGGUUGGCGUCUGCUUUUCACAAUCCGCAAAACAGCAACUUGCCAUCCUCUGUCCCAUUAGCAAGGCCCUCCUGCCUAUCCGCAUCCUUAUCAGAGCCGCCGCGCCCGAGCACGACCAUAUUGCUGCCAGCUUCGGUGCUGACAUUACCGCCUCCCUCGACCAGUCAAUACCAAUCGAGUCAAGGACCAACAAGACUCCGUCGCCUACUCGACCCAAGGAUGUAAAUUUAAUCACCAACAUACAUGAUGACCGCAUUUCCUAA